Messenger RNA from Chinchilla lanigera (long-tailed chinchilla), 11419 nucleotides. It is a transcript of the gene Wnk3, whose product is annotated as WNK lysine deficient protein kinase 3. Gene Ontology annotation, cellular component: cytoplasm; cytosol. NCBI's taxonomy places the organism in Eukaryota, Metazoa, Chordata, Mammalia, Rodentia, Chinchillidae. Gene Ontology annotation, molecular function: chloride channel inhibitor activity; ATP binding; potassium channel inhibitor activity. The record is from RefSeq and is a predicted model, not a curated record. The transcript has 23 exons. Bases 761 to 5989 code for a protein of 1742 amino acids. Gene Ontology annotation, biological process: monoatomic ion homeostasis; negative regulation of sodium ion transport; intracellular signal transduction.
GAAUGAGAGAUUCAGAACACACGGGAGAUGUCAUGCGUGGCUCCCGACUGAAAUUUUCUUUUUGGAGAGGAGAAGCCUUUCUCCUCGACGCGCAUCCCUCUCUCCCGCUGCGUUGAAGAAGGCGGGGGAGGCGUGCGCACGCUCUAGUUGGCUAGCUACUCGGCACCUCGUUGCGAUAGGGGCUGCUCCGAGUUAGGGCUGCUCCGUUGGCGUUCGCUGCCCCUCCCCCUCUUCUUUUCUCCCCUCCCUUCCCCGCCCCCCACCGCCCCUCUCUUCUACCCAUCUGAAUUCCCUGGCUGGAGUACGCGUGCGCUGGGUCAGCUCCCUUCGAGCGCGAGCUUGGGCUCCUACCCUGCUCCUUUAACCCCGCCCGCUCUUUACCUACCGGCCGUAGCUGGCCCGGUGGGCUCGCGGGGAGACGCUCGCGCGCGCACGCGCACGCGCACACGACGCGGAGCGGAGCCGAGACGUCGAGGAGGGGAGUAAGAAGCAUCGGAAGAAGCGAUAGAGGAGGCGGCGGUGUGUUUGUGUGUGUGUAUGUCUCUGUUCUACGGUGUGACUCGUCGGGGGGCUGGAGGAGGUUUGAGAGAAGGCGAGGAAGAAGCAAAAAGUCAGUCUCUCUUCUUGAAAGCCUCUAGUCUGGUUGCUAUGGAAACAUAUGACCACAUAAACGCAAGUCUGUUCUGAUAAUUCUGAUACCUGAGAUGUAAUUGGACUGAGGAGUGGAACAGGAAAAAUUUUAGUGCCAACUUUAGUAACAAUGGCCACGGAUCCAGGGGAGCCAGCUAGCACUGAAGACUCUGAGAAACCUGAUGGAGUUUCCUUUGAAAACAGAGUUCCCCAGAUUGCUUCAACUUCGACAGUGGAUGUUAGAUUAAAGGGAAAAAAUGGCACCUUCACUGCUUCUGGGGAAAUGGUAGAAAGGAAGAGAUUUUUCCGAAAGAGCAUUGAGAUGACAGAAGAUGACAAAGUUGCGGAAUCUUCCUCCAAAGAUGAAAGAGUAAAGGCUGCAACAAAUAUUCCAAGAGUAGAUAAACUCCCUACAAGUAUAUUGAGAGGUGGACAAGAAAGUAAACAUGAGCGGUGUUCAAAGGCAACUUUGGAAACCUCAAAAGAUUGCUUCAAGGAGAAAAAUGAAAAGGAAAUGGAAGAAGAAGCAGAAAUGAAAGCUGUAGCGACUUCUCCUAGUGGCAGGUUCCUGAAAUUUGACAUAGAACUGGGAAGAGGAGCGUUUAAAACAGUAUAUAAAGGGCUGGACACUGAAACGUGGGUUGAGGUUGCUUGGUGUGAGCUGCAGGACCGAAAGUUAACCAAAGCUGAGCAGCAAAGGUUCAAGGAAGAAGCAGAGAUGUUGAAAGGUCUCCAGCAUCCCAAUAUAGUUCGAUUUUAUGAUUCUUGGGAGUCUAUCUUAAAAGGAAAAAAAUGCAUUGUAUUAGUGACUGAACUAAUGACGUCAGGAACCUUGAAGACGUACUUAAAACGAUUUAAAGUCAUGAAACCAAAGGUCUUAAGGAGCUGGUGCAGGCAAAUUUUAAAGGGAUUGCAGUUCCUGCACACUAGGACUCCUCCUAUUAUUCACCGAGAUCUGAAGUGUGACAAUAUUUUCAUCACAGGACCCACUGGAUCUGUGAAGAUUGGUGAUCUAGGACUGGCCACCUUAAUGCGCACGUCAUUUGCUAAGAGUGUCAUUGGAACUCCUGAGUUUAUGGCUCCAGAGAUGUAUGAAGAGCACUACGAUGAAUCCGUUGAUGUCUAUGCUUUUGGAAUGUGUAUGCUAGAAAUGGCUACUUCAGAGUACCCUUAUUCUGAGUGCCAGAAUGCAGCUCAAAUAUACCGUAAAGUAACCAGUGGCAUAAAACCAGCCAGCUUCAAUAAAGUCACUGAUCCUGAAGUAAAAGAAAUCAUUGAAGGAUGUAUUCGUCAAAAUAAAUCUGAAAGGUUGUCUAUCAGGGACCUACUAAACCACGCAUUUUUUGCUGAGGAUACAGGACUGAGAGUGGAGUUAGCAGAGGAAGAUGAUUGCUCAAAUUCAUCCCUGGCUUUGAGACUCUGGGUUGAAGAUCCUAAAAAAUUGAAAGGAAAACACAAAGACAAUGAAGCUAUUGAAUUCAGUUUCAAUUUAGAAACAGAUACACCUGAGGAAGUAGCAUAUGAAAUGGUCAAGUCUGGAUUCUUCCAUGAAAGUGAUUCCAAAGCUGUUGCUAAAUCCAUUAGAGACCGGGUGACCCUGAUAAAAAAGUCUAGAGAGAAGAAGCCUGCUGGUUGUUCGGAAGAACACAAAGAUUCACAGUGCAAGUCUGUGGGAACGGUAUUGACUCAGCAUCAAACUACAACUGUGCCCCCUGCCCCUGCGCAGUACACCAGGGUUGAAUGUGAAGAAACUGAAGUUGAUCAGCAUGUUAAGCAACAGCUUCUACAAAGAAAACCACAGCAGGAUUGUUUGUCUGUUAGAGGUGAUAAUUUGUCCGAAGCAGAAGCUGGAUCAGUUAUACAUUCAGAUACUUCAAGCCAGCCCAGUUUACCCUAUUCCUCAAACCAGAUGAUGAGCUCUCAAAUGACUUCCAACAUCCUGCAAGCCGACAUAAAUGUUCCAGGGCAAAUUUAUCCAUCCCAGCAACUAGUAGGACAUUGCCAGCAAAUUUCAGGGUUGCGUCCACAGCUGACUCAGCCCCAGAUUUUGCCUGUGGUUCAAGGUCAGUCCACUGUUUUGCCUGUACAUGUCCUUGGACCUACAGUUGUUUCACAGCCCCAAGUUUCCCCAUUAACUGUCCAGAAGGUCUCACAGAUAAAGGCUGUAUCCCAAUUGGCUGGAGCUGAACAACAAGCAGCUCUUCAAAAACCAGAUUUAGUUCGAAGCUUGAAUCAAGAUGUGGCAGCUAUGAAAGAAAACACCUAUAACCCUGAUAAUCCAAGUGGAAAUGGCAAACCGGAUCGGAUCAAACAGAGAAGAGCUUCCUGUCCCCGACCAGAGAAGGGGACUAAAUUUCAGCUUACUGUUCUUCAGGUGUCAACUUCUGGAGACAACAUGGUAGAAUGUCAACUGGAGACUCACAACAACAAGAUGGUUACCUUCAAAUUUGAUGUUGAUGGUGACGCACCAGAGGAUAUUGCAGACUAUAUGGUUGAAGAUAAUUUUGUGUUGGAAAAUGAGAAGGAAAAAUUUGUGGAAGACUUGAGGGCUAUUGUAGGUCAAGCCCAAGAGAUUCUUCAUGUCCAUUCUGCUGCAGAAAAAUCCGUGGGAGUUGACUCUGUUACCUUGGAAUCCAACAGUAACCAAACAGGAUCAUCUGAACAAGUACAGAUAAAUUCUGCAUCCACUCAACCCAGCAAUGAAUCUGCUCCUCAGUCAUCCCCAGUUGGUCGCUGGAGAUUUUGUAUCAAUCAAACAAUAAGAAACCGGGAAGCUCAGUCUCCCCCUCUUCAGCCUUCGAUGGCUACAGUUCCAGAGCUACAGCCAUUUCCUUGCUCAAGGAACACAAAUAAUAAGGAAAUAUCACAGGAUACAUUGCUCACUAUAGAAAAUAAUCCAUGCCAGCGUGCACUUUUCACCUCCAAAGCAGAACAUAAGGAUUUAGUUGAUGGUAAGAUCUCUGAACGUGCUAGUGUAGAAACCAAGCAGCCAGCUAUACUUUAUCCAAUGGAAGAUGACAGGCAGAUAAUGGCACCAAGUACUGGUAAUUCUACUUAUUCUGCUACUUCGGUUUGUACAGUUCCAGUCAAAUGUGAUGGACUCACCAGCCAAACAGGUAUGUUCAUGCCUGUGUAUCCAUGUCAUCAAGCUUCUAGUCAGACUAAUGUGUUCAUGGCCCAUUCUGGCGAAUCAACUCAGACUACUGAUGACCCCGUUACGACAUCAGCACUUGUGUCUGAUCAAAAGCCUCAAUCCUUAUUAGUACAGCAGCCAACUACUGAUGCAGAGUUUAUUUCCCAAGAAGGAGAAACAGCAGUGAAUACUGAAGCAAGUUCUCCUAAGGCAGUCAUUCCCACUCAGACCCCUGGCCUUGAAGCAACUACCCUUCUGCCCAUUACUAUCUUGGAAUCAGAUGGGGAAAGACCUCCAAAAAUGGAGUUUGCAGACAACCGAAUUAAAACUCUGGACAAAAAAUUAAGAAACCUGCUCUAUCAGGAGCACAACACCUCUAGCAUCUAUUCUGAGAGUCAGAAGGAUACCCAAAGCAUAGAAUCUCCAUUUUCUUCUUCUGCUGAAGACACACUUUCCUGUACAGUGCCAGAAGUCAUAGCCAUCAGUCACUGUGGAAUCCAAGAUAGCCCUGCACAAUCUCCUAAUUUCCAACAGGCAGCCUCUAAUAUUCUGUCCAGUGUGGCUGCGAGUCAGCCUGCUGGCAUAUCAGUGUUCAAAAGCGACUUGAAUGUGAUAACUUCUGUAUCCAGCGAAUUAUGUUUACAUGAGAUGUCUCCAGAUGCUUCACUUCAAGGGGAUCCAGAGGCCCAUCCUGCUGCUGUGUCAAGUGGUGGAGCCAUUCAUCUGCAGACAGGAGUGGAAACAGAAGAUACAAGAUCAGCAAUUGCUCCUGAUCCCAUUCCUCUGACACGGGAGUCCACAGCUGAUACCAGGGCUUUGAGUAGAUGUAAAGCAAUGAGUGGAUCAUUUCAGCGGGGCCGGUUCCAGGUGAUCACAGUUCCUCAGCAACAGUCAGUGAAAACAACAUCUUCUGGAAUAGAACACAGACCAGUAUUCAAGGAAAAGCAGUCUAGUGAAGAAGCACUAGCCAUUACUGCAGCUGCAAAGUCUCAGUUGGUAGAAGUGGAAACUACCACGCACAAUCUUCAAACUUCCAUUUCUUUUCAGAAGUUACAACCUCUUCACAAAACUUUUAAAGAAAAUGAAGGAAUUCCCAAACAAAUUGACAGCUUCUUACCUUUAAGCACAGCUUGUGAGACUGUUAUCUCUUCAGUGACACCAGAGAAAGAACUGGAAGAAAUUUCAGUCAUGGGAAGUAGUAUGCAGUCUGAAUCCAAAGUGUUGCUUAAAGAAAAAGAGAUACUAACUGAUGGGAAACAGCUUAGUUCUAACAGUAAAUUUUUAGCCAACCUGACUGGUAACGAAAAUGCAGUGGAAAAAACUGGUCCAGAGAGUAAUCAGAGCUUACCACUUCAUGAACAACAAGCAUAUGCUCAAACGCAGAGUUCACUCUUCUAUUCUCCAUCCUCACCAAUGAGCAGUGAUGAUGAGUCAGAAAUAGAGGAUGAAGACUUGAAAGUGGAGCUUCAAAGAUUAAGAGAAAAGCACAUUCAGGAGGUGGUAAAUCUUCAAACCCAGCAGAAUAAAGAGCUGCAGGAGCUCUAUGAACGCCUUCGGUCAAUUAAAGAUACCAAAGCCGAAUCUUCAGAGAUUCCUUUGCCACCUGCAUCUCCACGUCGACCAAGAUCUUUCAAAAGUAAACUUCGUAGCCGCCCCCAGUCAUUGACACAUGCAGACAGUGGCACAGUUGCAACAGAUCCACUGAGUGUGGAAAGUAACACAACAUCAUGCCAGCGAUCUCCAGCCAGUAAGAAGGGGAUGUUCACUGAUGAUUUACACAAGCUGGUGGAUGACUGGACAAAGGAAACAGUAGGAAGCUCUCUUACUAAACCAAGUUUAAACCAACUUAAACAAAGUCAACAAAAAUUGGAGAUGGAAAAUUGGAACAAGGUAUAUGAAAAUACUCCAUCUACUAUGGGCUACACACCAACAUGGAUUCCUUCUCUGUCCCAAAUCCGUGGAGCUGUCCCAACUUCCUUGCCACAAGGACUCCCACUCCCUUCAUUUCCUGGGCCCUUAUCAUCAUAUGGAAUGCCCCAUGUUUGUCAGUAUAAUGCCGUGGGGGGCACAGGGUAUCCAGUACAGUGGGUAGGAAUUUCUGGAACAACACAGCAGUCUGUAGUAAUUCCUGCCCAACCUGGGGGACCAUUCCAGCAAGGGUUGACUUUGCAGGCAUUUCCAGCUCCAGUGCAGAAUCCAGCGACAAUUCCUCCUGGUCCCAAAUAAAUCAGAGUAGAUGAUGAAGAAAAAGGAAGAUUUUUUUUCACAAUUAUUUUAACAACCUCUGAGAUCUGAAAGUUCCUUCUUCUUGAGUUCUACAUUUUUCCCUCAUUUGAAUUUACUUUCAACUAUUUUGUUGUUGUUGUUCCAAUGUGGUACUUUAUAUAGCUCAUCAUUCUGUAGAAAUGUGCGGUUUGCACAUGGAACACUGCACACCAAGAUGUUUUUUCACUUCAAAUCCUAUCCUCUUUGAUACUUGAUUUUUUAAAAAUACUGUUCAGAAUGCUUUAAGAAGCUCGGCUUGAGCAUUACCAUUUCCAGGAUACUUUCCAUGCACUGCUGAGAAGCCCCCAUGUUUAACUGUUGCUAUCUGCAGCUGGAUGAUACUUUUCUUUAAAAUAUGUAAAAAUUACUUAGAUUUCUCCCCAAACAAGGAUGAAGUGAGACCUUCUAAUAGCUGGGGUCUUGUGGGAUUCUUCACAUGAUUAUUUUCAGUUUACCUUUCACAGCAGGCAGAGUAAUUUACUACAGGAAAUGUUUUUGGUGUAUAAAAUUAGAAUAACUUUGUCAGCCAAUACAUGAGCCCUUUUUAAUGUGAUUUUCUUCCUGUCAUCACAGCAGAAAGAGUGAAGCCUUGUUUUGAGUGAGGCAGAGGGAAAGAAAAAAACAGAACUGUAACAGUUCCUUGAUUCUACAGAUAGAAUAGCUUGCUUUAGGAUUUUGGUAAUGAUUCAAAGCAGCUAUAUCUUGUUUCUCAUGUGCAUAUUACAUUGGGUUUGAGCAUCUGAGAGGUGGUGUUUAGCUUGCAUUCUUUUUCCAGGGAUAUACUGCAGCUAGUAUGAAUCUCUUUUGGGAAGAAUCCUUAUAUUCCUAACAAAGGGGAUUCAAGUUACACCUCUGUUGAUCCGUUUUUCUGCAGUGAAAUGUACUUGACACAGUAGGUUUUGUAAGGUUUUGAGAUUGACACAUGAAACACUGGCUUUACAGGGUUCUAAGAGAUGUGGGGUAUAUACCCCUGCAGUGAGAUAGUGGAACCUAGAAAGAUACUAUUUAAGUUGCCCGUAGAUUUUUUUGGAUAACCAUUUUUUUUAUAAUUUCUUAGUAGUUUAUAGUAUCUUAGGUGAUUUUAGAUUGUAGGUUGAGUUUGGCAGCCUCUUUAGAAUCAAGAGAGAUCACUGUCAAGUUGCACUUUACUGGGUUUUAUCCAGUUUUAGGAGGAAAGGAGGCAAUGUCAAAAUGUACACCUUUGGUUUUCUAGAAGGUUAACUGAAUAUUCUUAAAGGCUGGUCACAAGGUUACCUAGUUCUUAGUCUGUGAAACCCAAAUAGAAUUCUUAAAUGGUAUUUAUCGGCUACCACAUACAUACACAUGUUCAAACUACUUACCCUCCAACUCUGAAGAUUUCAAGGUCUUUUCUAGAACAUGUUUACGUAAUUGGGACUUCUGUCUUCUAGUAAAUAUUCUGAAUUGUUGCUCAACAUUGCUAACAGAUUUUCCUCCAUAUUCCUCUAAAACUUAUACCCCAUGGGCUGGCCAGGUAAUGAGGAAAACGUAAUGGGUGUACUUCUUUUUGUUUUGCACAGUCUACUUUGUGACAUUCAGUGGGCAGCAUUUUGACAGUCACUGUUGAUAAGAGGCAGGGUUUUUUUUCAUAAAAUAUCCUUUAUUUUGGAUGAGUCUUCCCAAAUCUUACAUAUGGAUUCUUUAAGUUUCUUCUACAGUUUUGAUUUACAAGUUAAAGUGAUUUUAGGACAUUAGUGUAAUGCACAUCCUUACAUUGUGGUGUUUUCAUGUGCACAAAAAUGCUCCUAAAACCUGUAAUUCUUUAAAUUUAUGUCGCACUAUAAGAGUUGGCUUUAUGUAACUACAUUGAGACAUACAUCCUAUAAAGUUAAAAACACUACAGGUUUUAAACAGUGUACCCCAGGAUGAAAAAACUCCAUGGAUGACAUGUACAAUUACAUUUAAUAAUGGCUGCUCUACAUCAUAUGUUCUGAAUUUUGUCACCACUUGUUUACAUAUAAUUCCUCAUUCUUGUUUGCCUGCAGACUUUUGCAGUGCCUUGUAAUACUGAAAAUCUUUUCAGGUUUUUGCUGGAAAGAAAAGUAGUCUUCUAAGGUUUGAAGAUGGUGAAUAGUGUACUGCUGUCUCCAUGCUGACAGCAGUAGCUGGGUUAGCAUAUAUGUUAUAUGUACAUUAUGUAUAUAUAACGUGUAUACCUUUAAAAAUACAGAAAAAAGUAAGUUUGUGCAGAAAUGAAGAAAAUCAAGUUAUUCACAUUGCUGUGGGGGGGGUAUUUACUUUUUUCCAUUACUUAAAUAUUUGAUUCAGAUUUGACCUGAGUAUCGGCUAGUUUUCUACCUAGGGGUUUUGCAUUAUUUUAUACUUUUCCUACGUCAUAUAAUAGUGCUGUUUUCAUCCUUGCCUUAGGUAUUUUUCCUCCCCAGAAAUAAAUAACUCUUGAGGUAAAGCUCAAAAAUUCCCUUCUUACUUAACAAAGCCUACUAUGUAAAAGGGCCUUCUACUCAUUUCCAAAAACACACAAAACUAUCCUUUUAAUUUUCUUGUAGGAGAGAAAAAGGUUGUGCUUAACCAUUUUGCUUGUAAAAUUUAUUUGGGGAAUACUCUGUAUGUCCAGCCACCAUGUUUACUUCUCAAAGUGCAAGUCUGAUGAAUAGUACUGUAUCUCCACAAGUGGCAAUGUGUACAUUGCAUCAUGAAGUACCUGCUGCUAUGUCUGUGAAGUUGGGUGUAACAUCAUAAAAAUAUAAAACCAGUGUUGGUGUAAGUCUAAUGAAAAUAACCAUAUGUAUUUUUUUUCUGUUUUUCAUCCCUUCCUUGCGAGUUUUAUAUCAAGCAUGAGUUCUUAUGGUUUGACAGCAAAUUUAUCUGUGAAAGUUGAAAAGGCACUUUUCUGCUGUGACUUUUGGAUUGAGUGUAGAUUGUCAUCUUAGAACUCCAGAUUAAUUCCAGUCCAGUUACUUUUGUUUAUCUACCUCAUUUUCAGUGCUGUUUUGGAUGCACAAGUAAACACUGCCUGUGAAACUUGCUUUUUUGCCUUGAUUCUCAGUAUUCCUUCAGAUUAUAAAUCUGGCUUUCCUCUUUGUCCCAGCACUAACCAUUAGCUUGAGUUCAGAGGGACAUCACUUUGCCAUCAAUCUAUGUUUAAGUGAGGAGAGCUAGGUGCCUAUGUAAAGUGUGUUUAGGAUAUUUGGGAAUGGCAAGCACAGAAAUAAAUCUAACUGGUUGCAAUAUAGGGCUUAGUUGUAGGAAUUAGUUAUAAAGUAAACAGAUGGUUAAAGUGUACCUAAAUUAGACAGUCCAGUGCCUGUAACUUUGCAUUUUCUUUUUACUAGAGAUGCAUUUCUCAUCUCUGUGCCUAAAGGGCUAUGGUUUGAAAUUGCUUUAACUACUACAGUGAAAUAUUUGACAAAUACUACAGCAAUGACCUGUCAUUCAACAUACUAGCAUACUGCUAGGUAUUUUCAGUGGUAUUUUGCUACCUUAAAAUGGCUGAAUGCAUUUAAGUUGAGUUGUACUUGGUGGUGAGGGUUUUAUAUAAUUGUUUAUCUAAUCUCUAAAAUUUAUAGAGGCGUUAACUUUCUUCUUUGCUGUAUUCUUCAAGCAGUGAAAAUGCAUCCCCCCUGAAAACUCAGCAAAUGUUUGUAACCAGAUGUUCCUUGUUUCACAUGUUUACUGUGUAACACUAUAGCAUAUUUAAUAUUAGUGAAACUGUGUUUCAGUUAUAAUGCAUAAGUACAUUCCUGAGGUGUAUUUGCCACCAGUUGGGGAUUCAGUUACUUCAUACUUCCAUUUGGUUCAGAAAAAUAUUGAUCCAUUUGAGGUGUUAUGUGGGCCAUUUUUCUGGAAUAGAGUGUUUUUUGAAUCUGUAGCUUAUUGUGGGCUCCCUUUGUUUAGAAGAUCACCUAGAAAAGGAGAGUGUGUAGAAAAGGCCAUUUAUUUGGUAAAUGUAAUUUCUAGGCUUAAAGUUUUUAACUCCAUAUUAUAAAAUGUAAACAUUCAAACCUGCUAAAAAUCUUCUAAAGUGAAAUUAGUAUGGAAUUUGUAUGGAGCCAAGUGCUUUUAGGUCACGUUGGAAAUAAUCUUUUUAUAUGAAGGAUGAACACAAACAUUGGUCAGAGACCGUCAGAGACCUUGACAGCCAACUUAGGAAGGGGCCUGAGGCAGUAACUAGGUUACACUAAAGUUAUUUUUAACUGAGAUAGGUGGAAGAGUGUACAAAUGAACAACUCCAAUUCUAGAAGGUUUUCUUUUAAUUAAAAAAAAAAAAAACUGAAGGGCUAAAAGUCAAGAAAAAAGGGAAGAAAGAAACUGGGCUAUGAGACAAAAAAAUGUGCUAGUGUGAAAUAAAUUCCUAACUGUCUGCUUAUCAUCCUUCUAGUUUUUUUUUUUAAUUGCAUUUCUUUAGCAAUAUAAGUUAAGAUUUGAGAUUAAGAUUCUUGGUCCAGGACAUACCCUCAGCAGAUAUAAUACAGUUGUUCCAGGUCUUUCAUGCUCAAUCACUUAAAGCUAUAAUUUGUUUGAUAUGAAUAUUAAGCAUGUAGACCUAGUGCAGCAUGGGAGCCACUCAGGAAGUUUAUGCAAUUGAUAAACUUUCAUGCAUAAUUUACUAUGAAGUAUGCAGAAUUUCAGCCACUUUUCUACACUUAACAUUUAGUUGUAUACGUGAACUCUCCUUUCUUAAUUGGGGAAUGUAGCAUUAUAUAGAAUGUUGUUAAACUUAAUUUUAAUCCUUUUUGACAUUAACUUGGGGCGGGGGGGUAAACCAAGCGAUCUGCCUUUCAGAAAUAGUCUGAUUUUGGUUCUCUGAAACUGUGAUUUUUAUUUCAUUUGUACCCAACCAUUGUUAAGUAUUUUGUUUUGUUUCCUGAAACUUUUGUUUUGAAACAGAAAAUAAAGGCUGUGUUAAAUGACUAUGUUAUCUUAUUAAAAUGCUGUUAUAAUCACUGCAAUAACCUGGUUUAAAAUGGUUCCUUAUUUACCAAAUAUAAUUUAGCAGUUUUAGGAAAUUUAGUCUUACAGAUUAUGUUGACCUAAAAAAAAUAACCUGACCAAGUCCCAUGUUAUUUUUUGAUUCACAGUUCCUACAGAUUUCCUGUUAGGCCUCUUCUCCGCACUCUCAAAGAAGCCAUAAUUGUAACCUACUGUCUUAACUAGGCUUUGAACGGUGAUAGUUUUAACUCACACAGUCUUGUAAGAUAGGUCUGUUACUAACUGUACUUUACAGAACAAAGUUGAGGAUCAGUGAAAUUAGAGCUUACUAGUGUCACAUAAUCAUAAAUGGUGAUUCCCAAGUACAACCUAGCUCCAAACCGAAGUCUGAAUUUGCAACUCAUGGGAAAAACUCAGGCCAUACUGACUCUCCAGCAUGCUGUACACAUAAUACUGUAAUUUAAAUACAUUUAGAAUAAUUUU